AUGACAAACUUAGAAAACAUCUGUGGCAAGUUUAACUCCUCAAUAGAGAAUAUGAAACUUAUAGUAUGUAACGAACUUCAAAGUAUAGAUACAACAAAAGUUUUGAACUCAGAUGCUUUGAAGAGUCUUAUAACAGACAAAGUUGGAGUUGUUGAAAGAAAGUAUAAAGACCAAAGAGUUUGUGAAAAUGUUGCAAAUUUCAUUAUGGUUUCAAACAAUGCUGUUCCGAUGAAGUUAGAAAGUUCUGACAGAAGAUAUGUAGUUGUCAGAACGUCAGAAGCUCAUAUGCAAGAUACAGAAUAUUUUGACGACUUAGCAGAAACUUUGACAUCUGACUUUUACAACCACUUGUUCUCAUAUUUUAUGACAUUAGAUAUUUCUAAGUUCAAUCCAAGACAAAUUCCACAUACCGAAGAGAGACAAACAUUGUUAGAAGCAAACAAGAGUGUAUAUGAACUGUUCAUAGAUGAAACUGACUUUGAGUGUUUAGAUGAAAGGUCAUUGUACGAUUCGUAUAAACAAUAUUGUCAAGAAUAUGGUUAUAUGACAGCGUCUAAACGAACAUUCUUGGCAAAUGUCAAAAGUCUUUUAGAUGUUCAGAAUGGUGUAUAUACAAAGAAAAAUUUUUAUGAGUAA
Messenger RNA from Trichomonas vaginalis G3, 636 nucleotides. Its product is annotated as Poxvirus D5 protein-like family. Lineage: Eukaryota; Parabasalia; Trichomonadida; Trichomonadidae. The transcript has a single exon. The record is from RefSeq and is a predicted model, not a curated record. Bases 1 to 636 code for a protein of 211 amino acids.